AUGGCGACGGCGUCGGAUUGGAUUGAGAGCCUCAGUACGGUCCAUCCAGUGGUCUUCGCGUUCGUGGCUGAGGUUAUCCUCGACGCUCUCCAGGAAGAGAACGACCGAGCGGUCGAACAUUGCAACGCCAAGCUCGGGCGCAUGGAUUCACAGCUGUUGCAAGUCAACGUGCACCUCGUGGAUGUGACGACGAAGCACCAAGAGGCAAUGCGCUACAAGGCCGCCCACGAGGCGUGCAGUGCCACGUACGCCUCAGAGACUGCGUGCCACGAGGCAGCCGCGGUGCGGGAGCAGCGCGAAGUCGAUCGACUUCGAGGCGUGAUCCGAGAUGACCUCCAGCGCCGGUCCAACGCAGUCUACGACUCGAUCCCGUUGCACGGCUUCUUUGCCGGCCUCAUCUCCGGCGACUACAAGCGCAUGAUUCCGCUCUACUCGCAGGUCGACGGCAUUGUCGUCGCGAUCCAGAACAAGCUCGACGCGGCGCUUCUUCAGCUUGGCCGCACCAACGAAACGCUUGCUCAGCUUCGCAGCAAGUCGACGCGUAGCCGAGAUGCACUGCGCCAAACGCAAGCCGCGAUCAAGGAGCUCGAUUCGGUGGUCGCCAGGCUACAAAUGCAGGUCCAGACAUGCGAGCGUGCAAGAAAGGCCAUGGGCGAGCAGCUCACGGCGCUGCAAGGGGUGCGGGAGGCGGUCUCGAAGCUCCGAGCCAAGUACGCUUCGGCACACGACCAAGUGCGUCUUCUUGCCGAGAUGGACGAUGCCGAUUUCCAGUUGAUGUGCCUCCGGGACUUCCAACACCUCGCGCAACAGCACGCCAAUGCUCUGCUUUUGUUGCAGUAA
This is a messenger RNA of Saprolegnia parasitica CBS 223.65, 840 nucleotides long. RefSeq lists its product as hypothetical. The transcript has a single exon. The coding region runs from base 1 to 840 and encodes 279 amino acids. NCBI's taxonomy places the organism in Eukaryota, Oomycota, Saprolegniomycetes, Saprolegniales, Saprolegniaceae. The record is from RefSeq and is a predicted model, not a curated record.